AUGAUACGGCACCUCCUGGGCUCCCUGGAGUCCCACGUGCCUGGAGGGAGCAAAAUGUCCAACGGCAGCUCCCUCAAUGAGUUCCUCCUCCUGGCAUUUGCAGACACACGGGAGCUGCAGCUCUUGCACUUCUCACUCUUCCUGGGCAUCUACCUGGCUGCCCUCCUGGGCAACAGCCUCAUCGUCACAGCUGUAGCCUUCAACCACCGCCUCCACAACCCCAUGUACUUCUUCCUCCUCAACCUCUCCUUCCUCGACCUUGGCUCCAUCUCCACCACUCUGCACUACGGGACCCUCCUGGGCAGCAGAGCUUGUGUCAAAAUGGCAGCAGCUGCCUGGACCAGUGCUUUUCUCAAUGCUCUCCUGCACACUGCUCACACAUUUUCAAUACCACUGUGCCAAGGCAAUAUCGUGGAGCAGUUCUUCUGUGAGAUUCCACAGAUCCUCAAGCUCUCCUGCUCGGAUGCCCUCCUCAGGGAAGUGGGGCUUCUUGUGGUUAGUGCCUGUUUAGCCUUUGGAUGUUUCAUUUUCAUUGUGGUGUCCUAUGUACAGAUCUUCACUGCUGUGCUGAGGAUCCCCUCUGAGCAGGGCCGGCACAAAGCCUUUUCCAUGUGCCUCCCGCACCUGGCCGUGGUCUCCCUGUUUGUCAGCACCUCAUUUUUUGCCUACCUGAAGCCCCCCUCCCUCUCCUCCCCAUCUCUGGACCUAGUGGUGACUGUUCUGUACUCGGUGGUGCCUCCAACACUGAACCCCCUCAUCUACAGCAUGAGGAACAGGGAGAUCAAGGAUGCCCUGAAGAAACUGGUUCAAUGGACUGCUAAUACAUUUUCAACACCACUCUGUCAGGGCAACACAGUGGACCAGUUCUUCUGUGAAAUUCCCCAGAUCCUCAAGCUCUCCUGCUCGGAUGCCUACCUAAUUGAAGUUGGGCUUAUUGUGGGCCAGCACAAAGCCUUCUCCAUGUGCCUCCCUCACCUGGCCAUGGUCUCCUUGUUUGUCAGCACCUCAUUUUGUGCCUACCUGAAACCCCUCUCCAUCUCUGUCCCAGCUCUGGAUCUGGUGGUGGCUGUUCUGUACUCGGUGGUGCCUCCAGCAGUGAACCCCCUCAUCUACAGCAUGAGGAACAAGGAGCUCAAGGAGGCACUGAGGAAAAUGAUUUCAUGGAUACUUUUCAGCAGUGGCAACAUUGCCAUUGCUCUCCACAAAUGA
Molecule: messenger RNA, 1209 nt
Organism: Dromaius novaehollandiae (emu)
Lineage: Eukaryota; Metazoa; Chordata; Aves; Casuariiformes; Dromaiidae
Product: olfactory receptor 14A16-like
Exons: 5
Coding region: 1-1209 (402 amino acids)
Biological process (GO): G protein-coupled receptor signaling pathway
Cellular component (GO): membrane
Molecular function (GO): odorant binding; olfactory receptor activity; G protein-coupled receptor activity
Source: RefSeq, a predicted model, not a curated record